Messenger RNA from Necator americanus (New World hookworm), 651 nucleotides. RefSeq lists its product as uncharacterized. The coding region runs from base 1 to 651 and encodes 216 amino acids. NCBI's taxonomy places the organism in Eukaryota, Metazoa, Nematoda, Chromadorea, Rhabditida, Ancylostomatidae. The transcript is spliced from 6 exons. The record is from RefSeq and is a predicted model, not a curated record.
AUGGACGCAGAACUUGCGGCUCGUUGGAAUGAUCUCACAAGUUUCCUUAGCGAGCCAACGAGAGAGAAAUGGCGGAAGACCAUAAUCGACGCCUACACUCCGCGACCUUUCCGAGGUAUUCCACAUUUAUGUGCAAUGUUCAAGCUUUUCGACAAGUAUAAAGAUCAUCUCAGAGAUCGUUACGCUACUGCUUUUGCUAUUUUCUUCAAGAACGUCGUCUAUGAUCCACUCGCUUCCGAUAAUGCUGAAAAAAGUGCGCUUCUUUUGCAUCAGUUCGCAAAGGACACCACCUUCGAUUCGGAAAACUAUGUGGCGAAUUUGAUUAUCGCCUCCGGCUCCUACUCAACCGAUGCUCAUCUCACAGAAGGUGGUUCCGGUGAGGAAGACCUACACUACCUCAUUGAUUUCGAUAUGGCUUUUUUGGGUGACAGUGAGGAGCAAUUUUCCGAACACGAAAAAGCGCAACGAAAAGAGUACAGCCAUUUGAGCGAUGAAGAAUACAGAAAACAACGAGAAAAGGUACUGCGUUUUUUCCUCCAAAUCCCUAACAUCUACGCCACAAAGGAUCUACGAGCUGAACUGGAAUCACAAGCCAGAGAGAAUAUUGCUAGAGAAAUUCAUUUGCUGGAAACCCAUACACGAACCUAUUAG